AUGGGUUCGAAGGCCACCGUGGUGGCGCUCCUCCUCUUGUGCCUGGCCGCGGCCGCGUCUGCCACGCCGGAUAUGUCAAUCAUUAGCUACGACGAGGCCCACGGCAUGCGGGGGCUGGAGCGGAGCGAGGAAGAGAUGCAGAUCCUCUUCGAGGGGUGGCUCGUGAAGUACGGCCGGUCGUACAACACAGAAAAGGAGUGGAGGUUCGAGAUCUUCAAGAACAACGUCCGCUUUAUCGAUGCCCACAAUGCCGCCGCCGACGCCGGCCACCACUCCUUCCGCCUCGGCCUCAACCACUUCGCCGACAUGACCGACGAGGAGUACCGCGCCAUCUACCUCGGCACCCGGCCUGCCGGCCACGACUGGAUGGCCCGUGUCGAGAGCGACCGCUACCGUUACAACGCUAGCGAGCGCCUGCCGAACUCCGUCGAUUGGAGGACCAAAGGUGCUGUCGUCGCAGUCAAGAAUCAGGGCAAAUGCGGGAGUUGCUGGGCGUUCUCGGCCGUUGCUGCGGUGGAAGGGAUCAACAAGAUCGUGACUGGGAAGCUGAUAUCCCUUUCCGAGCAGGAGCUGGUGGACUGCGACAACGUGGACAACCACGGCUGCAAUGGUGGCGUCAGGAACAAUGCCUUUCGGUUCAUCAUCAAGAAUGGUGGUAUCGACACCGAGAAGGACUACCCCUACACUGCUCGUGAUGGCAAGUGCGACCAGCGCAAGAAGAACACCAAGGUUGUCUCCAUCGAUGGGUACGAAGUUGUUCCUGUGAAUAAUGAGAAGGCCCUGCAGAAGGCCGUCGCAAAUCAGCCUGUUAGUGUCUCUAUUGAUGCUGGCAGCCGGGAGUUCCAGCUAUACCGCUCGGGAAUUUUCACCGGAGGAUGUGGGACUCAUCUUAACCAUGGCGUUGUUGUCGUUGGCUAUGGCACUAAGAAUGGCACGGACUACUGGAUUGUCAGGAACUCAUGGGGUGGUGGCUGGGGAGAGUCUGGGUAUAUUAGAAUGGAGCGCAAUGUCCGCACAUCCACUGGCAAGUGCGGGAUCGCCAUCAGGCCAUCUUACCCCACUAAGAAGGGCCGGAAGAUUAAUGCAUGAGAAAAUCAUUGAAUUGUUGGUGAGGAGAGAAUGAAGCAUGCUUGCAUUGAAUCAAAUAAUGCUCAACUUGAUGGUAUUUACCUACUUUCACUUGAUUAAUAACAAUCCUGUCACGAUUGCCCA
This is a messenger RNA of Elaeis guineensis (African oil palm), 1212 nucleotides long. RefSeq names its product oryzain alpha chain. NCBI's taxonomy places the organism in Eukaryota, Viridiplantae, Streptophyta, Magnoliopsida, Arecales, Arecaceae. The record is from RefSeq and is a predicted model, not a curated record. Gene Ontology annotation, biological process: proteolysis. Gene Ontology annotation, molecular function: cysteine-type peptidase activity.